This is a messenger RNA of Lipotes vexillifer (Yangtze River dolphin), 882 nucleotides long. Its product is annotated as GTPase IMAP family member 7. The transcript has a single exon. Bases 1 to 882 code for a protein of 293 amino acids. Lineage: Eukaryota; Metazoa; Chordata; Mammalia; Artiodactyla; Lipotidae. The record is from RefSeq and is a predicted model, not a curated record. Gene Ontology annotation, molecular function: GTP binding.
AUGGCUGAUGCCCAGGACAAUGCUCUGAGGAUCGUGCUGGUCGGGAAGACUGGAAGUGGGAAAAGUGCCACAGGAAACACCAUCCUCGGGCGAAACGUAUUCACCUCUAGGCUUGCUGCCCAGGCUGUUACCAAAACUUGUCAGAAAGCAUCCCGGACAUGGGAGGGGAGAGACCUUCUCGUUGUUGACACCCCAGGGCUCUUCGACACCGAGGAGAGCCUGAACAGCACCUGCAAGGAAAUCAGCCUCUGUGUCCUCGCCUCCUGCCCCGGACCUCAUGCCAUCAUCUUGGUCAUGCAGCUGGGCCGCUACACGCCUGAAGAGCAGGAAACCAUGGCGUUGAUCAAGGCUGUGUUUGGGGAACCAGCCAUGAAGCACAUGAUCAUCUUGUUCACUCGCAAAGAGGAACUGGAGGACCGCAGCCUAAGCGACUUUGUGGGGGGUGCGGACGUAAAGCUGCGAAGCAUCCUCGAGGAGUGUGGAGACCGCUGCUGUACCUUCAGUAACAGGAGUACAGACCGGGCUGAGAAGGAAGCUCAGGUGCGGGAGCUGGUGGAGAUGAUAGAUAAGAUGGUGCAGAACAACCAGGGGGCUUACUUUUCCGACGCCAUAUACAAGGGCACAGAAGAAAAGCUGAGAAAGAAGGAGGAAGUCUUGAAGAAAAUCUACGCUGAUCAAUUAGCAAAGGAAAUUAAACUAGUAGAAAAGGAAUAUGCCCAUAGACCACAGGAAGAAAAGGAGGAAGCAAUAAAAUCGCUAAUGAAGAAGCAUGAUGAACGAAUGAAAAAUAUAAGGGAAGAAGCCAAGGAGAAUUUAUUUCAAGUUGUUUUCCAGGAGAUUAAAAAUUUGCUUUCCAAAAUAUGGCAAAUGUUUUGGAAGUAG